Puccinia triticina is the source of this 993-nucleotide messenger RNA. RefSeq lists its product as uncharacterized. The transcript is spliced from 4 exons. NCBI's taxonomy places the organism in Eukaryota, Fungi, Basidiomycota, Pucciniomycetes, Pucciniales, Pucciniaceae. The coding region runs from base 1 to 993 and encodes 330 amino acids. The record is from RefSeq and is a predicted model, not a curated record.
AUGAGCUCUCGAGAUCACAACGCGUUCGGCGACGACAGCGAUAGCGAAGACGACCAGCCUCGGCUCGGCGCUCCCGAAGACGACGCUCCCCCUGAAUUCGAUGUCUACAAGGACUUCAAUAAUACCGGGGUUAGAUACACGACCCUGCUGCAGGGAACAACAGAUGAACCGAAGCUAGAUCGAGAAGAGUUUGAAGAAGGCCACCCAAACCAACUCUCCAAGACCCAAUCACCCAUCCUUGAUUCAGAAAAAUCACGCCAGAACCGAGGCGAAGAUUACUCGACCAUCGGCGAGCCCCUUUCGGCCGCCCCGUCUCAAUCACGAUUUCAGGUCGACCAGCCCACUCUUGCUUCUGCCUCGAAACCUCAAGGGAAACUCUCACAGCUGAAAAACUCGAAGAAUCGCUGGAAAAUCGGAUCAAUCAUUGCUUUCGUGGCUAUUGCCUGUUUGGGAGUGGUGGUCUUUUUCUUGAUCCCCCGCCAGCCGUUCAUAUCCUUCGAAGCGCCGCCAAGGCUGAGCAAGAAGGAGGACAACCACCUGAUCUUCAGCGCCUCCAAGCCGACCAACUUCUCCUUCGAUGCCCAGCUCGACCUCUCCCUCGACGGCCGGCCCUCCUACCUCCCCACCCUGAUCCGGGGCUUCAAAGUGACCAUCAACGACCUCGGCGCCACACCUGACUCGGUCCGGCUCGCCACCGGCCGACUCGAUAACGGAUUCACUGCGAGCACUAAGAAACUAACCGCGUUGACCCUCGAUGUUCAUUUCAAAUACGAGGCCAAGUUGCCGUCCGAUACGCUCUGGCAAGUCUGGCGGAAAGCCUGCGGGAAUAUCGCCGAGUCCACUGUCAAUGGCACCAUCACCCGGCCCUCAGUCCAGCUCUUCCUCCUCAUCGAAUUCAAUGUUAUCGGGAUGUUCAGCACCAGAUAUGAUAGCACCCAGCUGACCAAUGUCGGAUGUCCCGCUGAACUCCCCCCUGGCGCCCCUUCCUUCUAA